AUGCCUAUAGCAGCCCAAGUGCAAGCAACUGAAGCACAUGAGAGCAAAGUUUCUGCAUCCCAGAAUGGAAGGACCAGAUUGGGAGUUGGUGGGAUUGCUGGCGUUGUGUUUGGUUUAGCAUUUGCAGCCUUUGUGGCCAUGGGUGUUUACUAUGUACUUGUCUCACGUAGAGACGAUAUGAGGAAAGCCAAUACUGUUAAACCUGAUGUAUGA
Prunus armeniaca (apricot) is the source of this 213-nucleotide messenger RNA. The record is from the annotation of a GenBank genome assembly. NCBI's taxonomy places the organism in Eukaryota, Viridiplantae, Streptophyta, Magnoliopsida, Rosales, Rosaceae.